AGUAAUGUCUUAUUAAACGUUCCUUGCAAAUUAAGCUCAAACUUGAUUAUUUUUAUAAUUCAAUCAAUUUGACUUUCAUCAUGUAUAAAUCAAGUACCAUGUUCGCCAAUCGCCAUCUUUCUCAGAUCGCAUCUUGUAAAUUAAGCUCAAAGUAGAUUAUUUCAAUCUUCUCCUCAAAAUCACUUAAAAAUUUCACUUUAUAUAAUUUUUUUUUACUUCAAACUGUAAGGAGAUAGUAUGAAUGCUGGGGUUAAGCUAAAGCUUUAGGUUGAGUAUUACAUGUUUGAUGAAAUGCUUGAAAGAGGAAAGACUGUAAUGUGAUGAUGAAUUGGUGGAGUUCUGUUAGUAGGAGAUUUAACGCUACCUGGGGACUGAAAAACCGUCUGUUAGUAAUGGCAAUUGGGGUUGUUGUAAUUGUUGGGUUUGCGUUACUUUUAUCUCUUGGACCGCGAAGCAAAAGGGCAGUUGGUUUAACGGAAGAAUGUCGAAUUCCUGCCAUUUACAACUUUGGUGACUCUAAUUCUGAUGCUGGUUGUGUCUCGGCUGCAUUUCGACGUGUUCCAUAUCCGAAUGGUAUUUCAUUCUUUGGUAAACCUUCUGGAAGGUACUGUGAUGGGCGGUUAAUGAUUGAUUUUAUUGCCGAGGAGUUGGGAUUGCCUUUUUUGAGUGCAUAUUUGGAUGCACUUCAAGGCAACUUUCAGCAUGGUGCAGAUUUUGCUGCAAGUGGGACCACAAUUCAGCAUGUUGACGGGAAGCUGUUUGGAGGUGGUCUUAAUCCUCUUUCCCUCGAUGUACAACUUUUGCAGUUUGAAGGGUUGAAAGAACGGACUAGUGAACUAUCUGCACAAGGUUAUAACGUUAAGAGCCGCUUCCCAAGACUUGAAGACUUCUCAAAGGCCCUAUGUACAUUAGAUAUUGGGCAAAAUGACCUUCAUCAUGCAUUAACGACUAUGACAGAGGAUGAAGCUCGUGAAACUAUUCCCAAGCUUGUAAAUCAGUUCGCAAUGGCAAUAAAGAAACUUCACAGUUUAGGAGCCAGGACAUUUUGGAUGCAUAACACUGGCCCUAUCGGUUGCUUGCCAUUUAUUUUGGUGAAAUAUCCUCCCCAGCCUGGAAAUGUUGAUGAAGCUGGUUGUGUCAAGUCUUACAAUGAGGUAGCCAAAGAGUUCAACAAACAACUCAAGAAUAGGAUUUCUGAACUGCGGACUCAACUCCAUGACUCCCUUCUUGUAUAUGUUGACAUUUACUCAGCUAAAUACUCACUUAUUAGUGAAUCAAAGAAAUAUGGUUUUGUGGAUCCACUUGGUUUCUGUUGCAAGCAUACUGGUAAUUAUUCUAGUUUGCAUUGUUGGAACAAAGCAGAAGAGAACGGGACUGCAGUUUAUGCAACUCCGUGCAGUAAUCCUUCAGAAUACUUAAGUUGGGACAGUAUACAUUACACCGAGGCUGCCAAUCGAUGGGUUGCAAACCGUAUUUCGGAUGGGUCUCUCUCUGAUCCUCCUGUACUCUUGACUAGUUUAUGUACUAAGUCUUCCCUUUGAACUUCAUUUCUUGAGAAUGACCUGAUAUUGCACUGUCCUCUUAGCUUCAGUUCCCAUUUCAUUUUACCUAGAUUUGCGAUUACAUGUUACAAAUAUGUUUUUUACAUAAUCCAUCCAAGUGGGUAUUACCGUAUUACUUACUCUGACUGAUUUUUACAGUAAUUGAAAUCUGAAAUGAUCAUGAUAUGA
Molecule: messenger RNA, 1730 nt
Organism: Chenopodium quinoa (quinoa)
Lineage: Eukaryota; Viridiplantae; Streptophyta; Magnoliopsida; Caryophyllales; Amaranthaceae
Product: GDSL esterase/lipase At5g14450-like
Exons: 6
Coding region: 321-1541 (406 amino acids)
Molecular function (GO): hydrolase activity, acting on ester bonds
Source: RefSeq, a predicted model, not a curated record